Drosophila gunungcola (fruit fly) is the source of this 1762-nucleotide messenger RNA. Its product is annotated as sialin. Bases 251 to 1762 code for a protein of 503 amino acids. The record is from RefSeq and is a predicted model, not a curated record. The transcript is spliced from 6 exons. Lineage: Eukaryota; Metazoa; Arthropoda; Insecta; Diptera; Drosophilidae. Gene Ontology annotation, molecular function: transmembrane transporter activity. Gene Ontology annotation, biological process: transmembrane transport; monoatomic anion transport.
CAGUUUCCAGAUAAAUUCUAUUCUCUAUAUUCCGGCGAGAGCGCGACGAUAAACUAGCCCCCAAUUCGUGACAAAUUGCAAAUAAUUUCGCGUUGUAACAUCUUUAACCGAUCGGCAGGCGUUUGCAGUUGCUUUACCGACGGAAUGCCAAUCAGUCGCUCCAUAGCUCGGGUUCCGCUUGGAUAAAUGCCAAAUUUUAACUAGUGUUUUGUGUACAUGUUUGAAAGUGUUUAAUUAAAAUUGCAGCAAAAUGGUCCGCAAGUCGUGGACCCUGCCACGCCUCUCGCAGUCGAGUGUGUCCACCCACAGGCUCCUGGGAUCCGUACGUUUAACCUACGCAAUAUGCGCCUUCUUGGCCAGUAGCCUCCACGCUGCCAUGAGGAACAUGCUCGGCAUGAUCAUCCUGAAAAUGGUUAUGCCACGGCCGGAGGAUGCACUUGAUAUUCCGGCAGAGCUGUCUCGGAGGAGUGGGAGCAAUAUCACGACAAGCCCUCGGUCUAUUCUUAAGCCACUGAUCCAAGAAACUCAGACAGGCGACUUGCCUUGGACCCGUAACCAGGAGCUGACUUUCCCUGGGGUUUACUACUACGGCUACGUGGGUUCCAUCUUAUUGUCCGGCUAUCUGGCGGAUCGAUGUAGCAGCAAAGUGCUCUUCAUCGUUUCGCUGGCCUUCGAGGGGCUGACCUAUAUCCUGCUCCCAGCGAUGGCCCAUUUCAGUUACGAGAUGGCGGUGGUUAAUCUGGUCAUUUGCGGUCUGCUGGCGGGCUGCGGUAACCCGGCGAUCUACAAACUGUUUGUCACCUGGGCUCAUCCCACAGAGCGCACGGCACUCCUGUCCUUCGCCUACAGCGGUUUGCUGAUGGGAUCCAUGUUGGUUUACCCGGUGGCCAGUUCUCUGAGCAACUUUGGCUGGGAGCUGCCCUUCUAUGUGGUGGGUGGGGUAGCGUUUGUUUUUGGCAUCGCCUGCUGCUUUCUCAUCUACGACACUGUGCAGCAGCAUCCUCGCAUCUUGGAUGAGGAGGUGGACUACCUGCGACCAGGAAACAUCCAUUUAGGGACUCAGACACAGCAGGUGCUAAGGAUUCCGUGGAAGAGCCUGCUGACCGCUCCGGCCGCAUAUGCCUUCGUCCUGACCCACAUGUUCCACACCUACAGCUUCCUGGUGAUCAAUCUGCUAAUGCCGCGAUUCAUGCGCGAGGCCAUGGAGUUCGAUCUGGCCAAAGUGGGUUACCUCGCAUCGGCUCCCUAUCUGGGCGGGGCCUGCUCGAAGGUGGUGUGCAUCCUGGGUGGCAGCUACGUGGAGCGUCGCGUUGGUCCCGACCAGAGCUGUAUGCGACGAGUGCUGUAUGGAAUAUGCAGCAUUUUGACCACUGCUUUUAUUGGAGUCAUCAUCCUGGCGGAUAAGGACGACAAAAUACUGGUCCUGGUGAUGUUUGCCCUCAUAAUGGCCUCUACGGAUAUUGGUUUCAGUGGGUACUGGCCCACGCUGCUCUACUUUGCGCCCUCUUUCGCGGGAUUACUUUCGGGAUUGGCCAAUGGAAUGGCUCAUCUCUCCGGGUUUCUGGCUCCUCAUCUAGUCGCCGCUUUGGUGCACACUGGCAGCAAAGGCGAAUGGAAUGUGGUGCUAGUCACGCUGAUUGCUUUCAACACGAUGGCCAUGUUGGUGUUUGUGGUCUGCAGCAGUACCAACCUUCAGUCCUGGGAUCCCAGUGGCCAAAAGGAGAAGUCUAGGUCGACACCAGCCAAACAAAUUAGUAGAUAG